AUGGCGGCGGCCGCGCUGACGUCACGCGGCAGCAUGGCGGCCGCCGGCCUGCUCUGGCUGGCGGUCGCGUUGGGGCCGGUGUUGGCCGCGUCGCGCUACCGCCCGGACUGGGCCAGCCUGGACGCGAGGCCGCUGCCUGCCUGGUUCGACCAGGCCAAGGUGGGGGUGUUUGUGCACUGGGGGGUGUUCUCCGUCCCGGCCUGGGGCUCCGAGUGGUUCUGGUGGCACUGGCAGGGCGAGCACCGCGCCGACUACGAGCGCUUCGUACAGCGCCGGUACCCCCCCGACACCACCUACACGGACUUCGCGCCCCGCUUCACCGCCCACGACUUCCAGCCCCGCGAGUGGGCACAGCUCUUCCAGCGGGCUGGCGCCAGGUACGUGGUGCUGACCACAAAGCAUCAUGAAGGCUUCACCAACUGGGGGUCACCCAUGUCCUGGAACUGGAAUUCUCUGGAUACAGGGCCCCACCGAGAUCUUGUAGGAGAGCUGGGACAAGCCCUCAGGGAGAGUAACAUACGCUAUGGACUGUAUCAUUCUCUGUUAGAGUGGUUUAAUCCACUCUAUCUAGCUGACAAAGAAAGCGGCUUCAAGACCCAGAACUUCGUUUUAAAGAAGACCAUGCCAGAACUUUAUGAUCUUGUCUUAAAAUAUAAACCAGAUUUGAUUUGGUCGGAUGGAGACUGGGAAGCUCCGGAAUCAUACUGGAAUUCUACCUCUUUCCUUGCCUGGCUUUAUAACGAUAGUCCCGUCAAGGACACCGUUGUUGUUAAUGAUCGUUGGUGUAAUAACUGCUCUUGCCAUCAUGGAGGCUACUACAAUUGUGCUGACAAAUACAAGCCAGGGACCCUGCCAGCUCACAAGUGGGAGAUGUGCUCCUCCAUUGACAAGCUUUCCUGGGGCUAUCGAAGCAACAUGAACAUUGCCGAGUUAAUGGAUGAAGCAAGUAUCAUUGAGGAGCUAGUACAGACUGUGAGUUUUGGAGGCAACUACCUUCUUAAUGUGGGACCUACAAAAGAAGGGGUGAUUGUUCCCAUCUUCCAAGAAAGACUUCUGGCCCUUGGGAGGUGGCUGGACACUAACGGGGAGGCAAUUUAUGAAUCAAAGCCAUGGAGAGUACAGAUGGAGAACAGCACAGACACGGUCUGGUACACUUCUAAGGGACCAGUUGUCUAUGCCAUCUUUCUGAUCUGGCCUCAGGGCAAUGUUUUGGAGCUAUCCUCACCCACUCCAUCCCCAGCGACACAAGUGUCGAUGUUGGGUUUUGCAGGGACUCUGAAGUGGCAGAAGUCCCCAGGUAAAGGACUGGUCAUAACUUUGCCCUACAUGCUUCCAUCUCCUCUACCUCCUCAGUCUGGCUGGACUGUCAAGCUUGAGGGUGUGAAGUGACGUCUGCAGGGGGAAAGCAGCAAUUUCCCUCUGCCUUUCUUUUAAAUUGAGUCUUAAGAAGAUUUUUCAUUUAUUGUUGAAUAAAUAGUUUUUCUCUUAAGAGAAUCUCACUUCUAAUCCCUUUUGCCUGUAAGCGAUCUGUAAGAUCAGUGGACCUUGUUUGGCAGCAAAGGACUGACCUCUCUGCUCAGCAGUGGGAAGCUGGGACAUCCUUUGCAGUAUUCUGCUGGGAUGUGACAGCCCAUCAGCCAAACAUCUACACUUGGAACAAGAAGGUUUUUUGAUAUAAAGCUGGGCUUCUUGGCCGAUGUUACUGCUUUGCUGCUGUGAUUACAGGUGAUGAUGUUGGACAGACUCAGAGUUGGUGGGAGACUGAACAGAGUUAGUACGGGGCAGUUAAGAGGACCUGCUUUGGGGUGUCAGGCCAGGCCACGCGGCACCUAGGUAUUAGUGCAUGAAGCUGCCUAGAGGAUGCAUGUCUGCCAAGGAGGAGAUGGACGUGUUAAUGGUGAGAGGAUUUGGACUGGUAGAGCAGCUCAGAGGACGUGGAGCAGUGGGAACUGUGUCCGUGUUCACGUGCGUGUCGCCAGCACUGGUAAGCCAGGCUACGCACGGCAGCAGGGUCCAUACCUCCCAGGCAGUAGCAGGUCUUGCCACUUCCCUGGCUUAAUUACUCAUCAAAAUUAAUUUUGAUAACCAGUGUGAUACUCUUAUAUGAGGAAUCAUGAAGCUUUGCAUGUGGUGGGCAUGUUCUAAUGAAGACCAACCACAGU
Molecule: messenger RNA, 2162 nt
Organism: Haliaeetus leucocephalus (bald eagle)
Lineage: Eukaryota; Metazoa; Chordata; Aves; Accipitriformes; Accipitridae
Gene: FUCA1
Product: fucosidase, alpha-L- 1, tissue
Exons: 8
Coding region: 1-1389 (462 amino acids)
Biological process (GO): glycoside catabolic process; fucose metabolic process
Cellular component (GO): lysosome
Molecular function (GO): alpha-L-fucosidase activity
Source: RefSeq, a predicted model, not a curated record